This is a messenger RNA of Blumeria graminis f. sp. triticale, 1074 nucleotides long. NCBI's taxonomy places the organism in Eukaryota, Fungi, Ascomycota, Leotiomycetes, Helotiales, Erysiphaceae. The record is from the annotation of a GenBank genome assembly.
AUGAUGUUAAAAAAAACAUCUUUCACUACCAUUACUCCCCUCCCGUCUAGGGUAACCCGACAGAUAGUCUUGGAAACACUUCAUUCUCAUACCGAAAUGAUUAACCUAAAUCCGCUUGUGGAGGAACAUCGGCUCAUAAAACCACCGCCAAACGCAACAGCAGAAGAGUAUCAUUGUCUAUGGUAUGCCUUGACGGAUCGAGUACAAUAUUUGCCAGGUGGUCUCAUGUCAGGAAAAGUAUCUUACAAUGUGUGUUUUCACGACUUGGUAAACGGCUUACAAGCACAUUCAUACGCACCCAUGGGACUAAACGUCAAGAACAAGUGGACGUUGUGUGGAUCGCUUCCGGGUGAACCUAUAGCUCCAGUCGAAAUCGGAGUCGGUGCACCUUUAUCCGGACUUUAUAUUCGAGAAGAUGUUAUUAUGCAAUGCAAUUUCAUGACCACUUCGUUCGUCAAAAGAGCAAUUAAAAAAGCUCACGGGGUACUCAUCAAUCGUCUUGUGGCUAAAGCACAAUUUUCAGACUCAUCCCUUGCUAGAAUAAAUACAGGGCUUCCGGUAACAUCGCCAUCAGAUUAUGAGCCUAUGGAGUUCGGUCGAGACGGGCAGAACACUUCUGAUGAAAGUACUAGCCAAGAUGCCUACACUAGCCUUCAUUCACAAUCUAAACUCCGACCAGUACAACCAACAAUUACAUAUCACGAUACAGAUAGUAAUAGUCUAAGUGCCCGCAUACCACACCGGUACUCUCCGACGAGCUCAUGGAGCGGAAGUGUUCACAGCACGCGUGCGUCACAUUCAUGUAGUCCUGCGACACCUCGAAGUUUAUGGCAAAAUUUAAACCCUCCUGGACUCAAUAAUGAUAUAGUUAUUUUGGAACCUGGAAGCCAGAAUAUCUGCUUUGAGCUUGAUGCGCCGGAAUCUCUAUCACUCGAGAAAGCUGCGAAUCACAACUCUAACUUUAUGAGGGAGAAGACAACCGAAACUGGCUGCUACACUGGCGGAAAAGAAACACAAAUAAUUCAGCAAAAUAGUUUUGGGCCUGUUGAGCUUGAGGGUUCCAUGCCAACAUAA